ACAAUCAUUAAUUUUGAAGUUGGGCUGUAGCUCGGCUUAACUGAAAAUGCCCAUUGUUAGGCUCUGCAGCAACUCUAACUCUACCGACAUCAGAUAUCAAAUCCUCUCUUCUCCAGUCUCCACUCUACUUCAUUUUCUCUGCUCUUAACUGUCCCUUCCUGCAAGACAAAACCCACCAUUACCAAACGACCGAUUUGAUCCUGAAGAGACCUGACCGGUAUACCGGAUGAAUAAUUAUCAAGCAUGAAGCGGUUCAAGAGAAAUCCGGAAAAUGAUCCGGGAAACCGCUCGGAUCCUGAUGGGCAGACCUCUGUGGAAGAGACGGAAAGGAAAUGUGGAGUUAACCCAAUGAGAAUGAUGGGUGGUUUAGUGGUCCUUUUAAUGGCUAUUUCAGUUGUGUUUUCUGCAUCUGUAGUUCUUAGGGACCCACCAUCUGAUAAUGCUCUGGAAUCUUUACUGCCAAAAGCCAUUGAAGCUGAAGAACAAAAAGGCCUAGGUUCAGAAAGGUUCUCGAAGCUUGCCGGGGUUCAUCAAGACAAGUUGCUAGGUGGUCUGCUUUCUGCUAGAUUCAGUGAAGGAACCUGUCUCAGCAGGUAUCAAUCAGUCGCUUUUCGCAAGAAAAUGCCACAUAAACCUUCUUCUUACCUCAUUUCUAGGUUGCGACGUUAUGAAAUUCUCCAUGAAAAAUGUGGACCACAUGCAGAAUCCUACAACAAAACGCUUGAACAGCUGAAGUUUGGACGUCAGCCUGAAUCCUCUGAUUGUAGUUAUGUGGUAUGGAUCUCGUUUAGUGGACUAGGGAAUAGGAUACUGACAUUAGCUUCAGCAUUUCUCUAUGCUCUUCUCACAAACAGAGUCCUACUUGUGGAUCCUGGAGUUGACAUGGUUGAUCUCUUUUGCGAACCAUUCCCAGAGGUUUCAUGGUUUCUUCCUUUGGAUUUCCCCCUGAAGGGUCAAUUCAACAGCUUUAAUCAGAACUCUCCCAGCUGUUACGGAAGAAUGCUUAAGGACAACGUUUCUGCAAAUUUACAUGGACUGAAGCCACCAAGUCAUGUGUAUCUUCAUCUGGUCCAUGAUUAUGAUGACCAAGAUAAACUUUUCUUCUGCGACGAAAAUCAAGAUUUUCUUCAGAAAAUACCUUGGUUGAUAAUGAAAACAGAUGACUACUUCAUUCCAUCUCUAUUCUUGAUGCCAUCUUUUGAGCAAGAAUUGAAAAAUCUAUUCCCAAAUAAGGAAACAGUUUUCCACUUCUUGGGCCAAUAUCUUUUUCAUCCCACAAAUUCAGUAUGGGGACUUAUUACCAGAUACUAUCAAGCUUAUUUAGCCAAAGCAAAUGAAAAAAUAGGGAUCCAGAUCAGAAUCUUUGAUUCUGGCUCUGGUCCUUUCCAAUAUGUGUUGGAUCAGAUCCUAGCUUGUGCUGUAAAGGAGAAUCUGCUGCCUGAAAUCAGCAGGCAGGAUUCCAUCACCAGUCCAUCAGGAACCAAGUCUAAAGCUGUUCUGGUGACAUCUUUAACUUCCUGGUACUCUCAGCAGAUGAGAAGCAUGUACUGGGAACAUCCAUCCACGACAGGCGAAUUAGUUGGUAUUUACCAGCCAAGUCAUGAAGAGUAUCAGCAAACAGAAAAGCAGAUUCACAACAGAAAGGCAUUGGCAGAAAUGUUUUUACUGAGCUUUACCGAUGUGCUGAUCACAAGCUCGUGGUCCACCUUUGGGUAUGUGGCUCAAGGUCUUGGAGGGUUGAAGCCAUGGAUACUCUACAAACCUGAGAAUCAAUCAGCCCCUGAUCCACCUUGUGGUCGAGCCAUGUCGAUGGAGCCUUGUUUCCAUUCACCUCCAUUUUAUGACUGCAAGGUUCGGAGAGGGGUUGACACUGGUGCACUGGUGCCUCAUGUGCGGCACUGUGAGGACAUGAGCUGGGGUCUCAAGCUUGUUAAUGUUACCGAUGAGAUGUAGUCAGUUGUCUAUUUUUGUAAUCAUACUUAUCCAUGUUUUUAAGUUGUAAAUCAAAAUCUGCGAUUCAUUCUCGUA
Messenger RNA from Manihot esculenta (cassava), 2028 nucleotides. RefSeq names its product galactoside 2-alpha-L-fucosyltransferase. NCBI's taxonomy places the organism in Eukaryota, Viridiplantae, Streptophyta, Magnoliopsida, Malpighiales, Euphorbiaceae. Gene Ontology annotation, molecular function: galactoside 2-alpha-L-fucosyltransferase activity. The transcript is spliced from 2 exons. The coding region runs from base 244 to 1953 and encodes 569 amino acids. The record is from RefSeq and is a predicted model, not a curated record. Gene Ontology annotation, cellular component: Golgi apparatus; membrane. Gene Ontology annotation, biological process: cell wall biogenesis; xyloglucan biosynthetic process.